This is a messenger RNA of Caenorhabditis remanei, 1197 nucleotides long. RefSeq lists its product as uncharacterized. The transcript has 3 exons. The record is from RefSeq and is a predicted model, not a curated record. The coding region runs from base 1 to 1197 and encodes 398 amino acids. Gene Ontology annotation, molecular function: protein binding. Lineage: Eukaryota; Metazoa; Nematoda; Chromadorea; Rhabditida; Rhabditidae.
AUGUUUUGCUUACAUUGGUUUGGAUUUCCAUCGAAUCAAGAUUCUAUAAAAUCUAGAGAUGUGUCAAUAAUGGAUAUGCCGGAUUUGGUGAUGAGAAAGAUUAUGGAAAAUGUGGAUUUUAUAAUCAUUCUGAAGCUCCGAAAAGUGUGUCACGCACUCCGAAACUUCAUCGAUGACACAACCCAGGAUUACGGGUUGACACACAUACAAUUUUCGGUGUACCCUUCUAUGAUCAGUGUCGAAAUGCGUGCUUCCUGGGGACUGAUUGGCCUUCAUUAUGUCAGAUACGGAGGAGAAAGUUGUUUGAGACACGUGACAACAGAUUGUACUAACAAAACCAAUCUCAUGAAAGGCGAAGAUUUUGUGGAAGCGUUUUUCGAUGAAAUUGGUGUAAUCUUGAAAAUCCAUAAGGCCCCUCUAGAGGAUUUGUCAAUUCAUGCAUGUAAUUCGAAUGACUUCCGCAAAAUUUCAUUUGACAAAAAUCUAAUGCGGAAAUGGCAGAAUACUAAUUGGAUAUUCGGAUGGUGCAGUCGUCAACAUGACUAUAACAUUGAAAAACAUUUGAGUAAGAUGAAUAAGGACUUUCUGUUAAAACCAACGGCUGACAAGUUCUAUGAUGGUUUGGAAAAGAUUUUGGGAUCUAGGGACUCUCAGAUGCGUGUAAAAUGUAUGGCUGCUCAAGUCAUCAUACCACAAUAUUUCUUGAAAAUUGCUCCUUUUAUUGAUAUGAAACAAAUCAAAUACCUCGAACUAAUGAAUGAAAGUGAUGUGGCGAACAAAAAGUUGAAAUUCGAUGGAAUAGUGGAACUCGAGAACUGGGAGUGUAUUCAAGACUUGAGAAUCAAAGGAUUCGGAAUAACAGUACCUCUAGAGAAAUUUCUCCACAAGUCGAGUCUGAAAAUUUCAAUUCCAACAAUUUCGAUGGUAGAUGUACUUCUGAUACAAACUAACUUUCUGAAUUCUCCAUCGUUCUUCGAAGAAUACACUAUUUAUUAUGAGCAUUUGACUACAGAUAUGGAGGAGAUGUAUUCGAUUCUUGGUUAUUUUACUGAUGCAUAUGAUGAGAAAUGCUGGGGAUAUGCGAUUCCGGAAACUGAUAAAAUACUUGAAAUUCGCCAUAGCAGUUCGCAUCGCUAUUUCACUUUCACAUGGGACGAAGAAGAACCAUUUUCACGUUCUGAGGAUAUUGAUUUUUGA